AUGGCGAAGAAACCAAAGAAACUUCGUAAUCAGCCGCCUAAAUCUUCAUCAACUAAAGCUUUCACAGUUGUUAUACUUUUACUCUUCUUCAUACUGAUCCUUCUCGGUCUCUGGAUCUUUUCACUACCUAGCAGCACCAGCAAGAACUCUUCAAGACCUAUCGAUUUGACCACCAUUGCACGGAAUAGCGAGGAAAGGAAGAGUUUUGGAGAUGAAGAAGACGGAAAUGGCGAGCGUUGGCUCGAAGUUAUUUCGUGGGAGCCUAGAGCUUUUAUUUACCACAAUUUCUUGACAAAUGAAGAAUGUGAGCACUUGAUUAGCCUUGCUAAACCUAGUAUGGUGAAGUCAAUGGUGGUUGAUGAGAAAACCGGAGGAAGUAAAGACAGCAGAGUAAGAACAAGUUCGGGAACUUUUCUUAGAAGAGGACAUGACGAAAUCGUCCAAGAGAUUGAGGAUAGGAUUUCAGAUUUCACCUUCAUUCCUUUAGAAAAUGGAGAAGGGCUUCAAGUUCUUCAUUAUGAAGUUGGACAGAAAUAUGAGCCUCACUAUGACUAUUUCUUAGAUGAAUUCAACGUAAAAAACGGAGGCCAAAGAAUCGCUACGGUCCUUAUGUACCUCUCGGAUGUAGAUGAAGGCGGCGAAACGGUAUUCCCUGCAGCGAAAGGAAACAUUAGUGAUGUUCCGUGGUGGAACGAGCUUUCGCAAUGUGGUAAAGAAGGAAUCUCUGUUUUACCAAAGAAGAGAGACGCUUUACUCUUUUGGAGCAUUAAGCCUGACGCGUCUCUAGACCCUUCAAGUUUACAUGGUGGUUGUCCAGUGAUCAAAGGAAACAAGUGGUCAUCAACUAAAUGGUUUCACCUUCAUGAGUACAAAACUUGA
Messenger RNA from Arabis nemorensis, 879 nucleotides. The record is from the annotation of a GenBank genome assembly. NCBI's taxonomy places the organism in Eukaryota, Viridiplantae, Streptophyta, Magnoliopsida, Brassicales, Brassicaceae.